GCGGCGGCGUGAGUCACCGCUCAGCUCGAUCGGGGACGGCGGAUCGGUGCGAUCUUGAGCCAACAUGAGUUUAUUGAGGCUCUCCGAUCUUGAAUGGACUCUUGUGAAACAACAGCUCGAGCUCAUUAUUGACGAGCAAGAGAAGGAGGCACGAGAGUGGGGGUGGACGUUUACGGCGGAUGGUGCUACCGCUCUUGAGGGGGUUGACACUGCCGAGGAUGAGGAGCAGACCCGGGCCUCGAGGCGGAGUGAUAAGGAGGUGCUAGGCGCGGCAGGUUUGCCAUCCCCACCACCUACGACAAACAUUCCCACCAUAUUUUUCCCCGCUGCAGUCGAAAAGGAAGAUCACGAAGCCACUGCCACGCCACCAACCGCAAAGGACACGACAAUGGCGCCUUCCAUCACAAGCAUCAUCACCAUUAUCGAACAUCCAACCCUCAACGGCAAGGCCUUGUCCUCGGCAGAGAUGAUGACGCCAUCAUUAGUAACCGUCGUUGUCGUUCUGAACACAGCAUUACCACCACCACCACCAAUCAUUGAUGUGGUGGAUUCGAAGACUACAAUGAGCUCGGUAGCGUCAGUAGCGUCGUGCGCGUAGGAGGAUAAAUCACAUAUGAAAAG
Molecule: messenger RNA, 621 nt
Organism: Linum trigynum
Lineage: Eukaryota; Viridiplantae; Streptophyta; Magnoliopsida; Malpighiales; Linaceae
Source: the annotation of a GenBank genome assembly